Molecule: messenger RNA, 3276 nt
Organism: Suncus etruscus (white-toothed pygmy shrew)
Lineage: Eukaryota; Metazoa; Chordata; Mammalia; Eulipotyphla; Soricidae
Product: ankyrin repeat domain-containing protein 26-like
Exons: 20
Molecular function (GO): protein binding
Source: RefSeq, a predicted model, not a curated record
AUGAAGAGGAGCUGCUGUGGCUGCUGGGACGCCAGCCCGCGGGGGGCCGGCGGGCCGGAGCCGGGGUACCGCCUGUGGGCCAGAGACCUGGGCAGGAUCCACCGGGCGGCCAGCGCGGGCAAUGUGGCCGAAGUGCAGCAUCUGCUCUUGCUGGGGAAGAGCGGCCCCGACGACAGGGACAGGAGGCACAGGACAGCUCUGCACUUAGCUUGUGCUGGUGGCCAUAAAGAGGUAGUCACUCUUCUAGUGGAGAGAAAGUGCCAGCUAAACCUCUAUGACAGCGAAAACAGGACAGCGUUGAUUAAGGCAGUACAAUGCCAGAAAGAAGAAUGCGCAACCAUUCUGCUGGAACAUGGUGCGGACCCGAAUCUGCAGGACUUCGGUGGUAAUACUGCUCUCCACUACGCUGUCUCCAGUCAGAACAGGGCCAUAGCUGCCAAGCUGCUGGCACAUGAUGCAGACAUUAAAAUAAGCAACGAGGAUGACCUCACGCCAGUUUUACUGGCUGUCAAGGAAGACAAACAGGAAAUGGCAGAUUUUUUAAUAAAUGAAUCAAAUAGGUAUGCAUUAAGAAAAAUGCAAAGAUUUUCCAGUAAACCUGCCAUUGAUGAUUCAAGGCAUAUAUCUGAUGAUGAGUUUGAUUUUGAAGCCAAGGAAAGACCUAUAAAGCCAGCAGAUGAAAAGGACAAAAAUGAUAUUGAAAGUGUCUCACAAGACCAUACAAAAAAUACCAAUUUACCCUGUGUUGAUGAAGCUCUCAAAAAAAGAAGUGAAAUGCUGUCAGCACUGGGAUUAGAAGAGGAAGAUAUAGACUCACCUACGGACUCUGAGAGUAUUUCUGAGAGUCUACCACAGAAGUAUGUUGAUCACUUAUUGGCAACUGCAAAUCAAGGAGAAAAAAGUACAUUAAAUGGACAAGUAGAAGAUGUUUUUUAUAUUCCUUCGUUCAUGAGUGGAUCGAGCAACUUUAAGAAGGCUAAAAUAGAUGGUACCAGAAAUAGAGACUUUCCAGUUGCCCACCUAGAAUCUCUUGAAAACUACUACGACUUGAAGCCUUCUAUUGAAGUGAAAGACUCCAUUCCUAAUAAAGCAGUUGGAAUAAAGGAUGUUCAAACAGCUCAACCAGAUUUGCCACCUGAACUAGACUUAGACAUGGCAACAGAGGAGGAUCCAGAAGGACAUGAUGAACAUGAAUAUAACCUCUUGCAGGUUUCUGAUAGUCAUGACAAGGAAAAAGACCACAUGUUACAGGAUGAAAUUGUCAGGCUAAAAUUGGAAGUCAACACAAUGAAAAAUCAGAACCAGGAAAAGGAAAAGACAUAUUUAGAAGACAUUAAAAUUCUCAAAGAAAGGAAUGAGGAUCUUCAAAGGACUAUAAAACGGAACGAGGAAACGUUCACUGAAACAGUGUUCCAGUCUACUGGACAGAUUAAUGUCCUGGCAGCCGAGAAUACAAUGCUUAAGUCUCAGCUGGAGCAAGCAAAGCAGAAGAAGGACACACUGGAAACAGAACUGGAGACUUACCGUUCUCGACUGGCUACUGCUACGCAGGUCCAUGAUCAAAGCCAGAUCUCCAAAAGAGAACUGGAACUCAGCUUCCAGAGGGCCAGAGAUGAAUGGUCUCGCUUGCAGGAGAAAAUGCACUUUGAUGUGGCUAACCUAAAAGACACUAAUGAGGUUCUUUCUCAACAGCUCUCUAAAACGGAAGCUAAACUAAAUAACCUAGAAAUUGAGCUCCAUCAGACAAGGGAUUCCUUUAGAGAAAAGACAUUGGCUUUGGAAUGUAUUCAAAGAGACCUAAGCCAAACCCAAGGUCAGAAGAAGGAUAUAUAACACAUGUAUCAUAAUGAACAAGGGAAAGUGAAUAAAUACAUGGGCAAACAGGAGUCCUUAGAGGAGCUACUGUCUCACUUGCAGAGUGAAAACAUGUUGCCUCGCCAGCAACUAGAUGAUGCCCAUAACAUAGUGGACAGCAACGAAAAGACAAUGAUGAAGAUGUACGGCCAGUUCCAGGACAAUGUCCAAAGGCUUCAAGCUGAAAGGGAGAAACAUCGUCUUCUGCUGGAAAGAAUAAAUAAGCAGUUGAUCAAUGACAGCAACCAUUUAACGGAAACAAUAUGCCAGUAUGAAAGUGAAAAAGCACAAAGAGAAGUGUUUGUGAGACAACUUCAGCAAGAACUAGCUGAUAGUCUAAAGAAGCAAUCUAUGUCAGAGGCUUCGCUGGAAGUUGUAUAUCCUUACCACACUACCUUGGAGGAUGAAAAUCAUUUAAAGAGGAAGGUAAGUCGAAGGAGAAGUCCUGUGUUUUUGACUAUUCUCAUUCUGUUCCUGCUAAUCAAACUCUUUGCUAUUUUAUUUAUGCAGAUCGAUGAUCUCACUGCAAAACUGGAACGUGCAUCUUCCAAAUGUCAACAUCUGGAUGCACAAAAUCAAGUUCUUCAGCAGCAGUUAUUGUUUAUGAAAGUAAUGCAAAAGAAUAAUGAAAAGGUAAAGAAGAAUAAAAAGCAGUUGUAACAAGAAGUAGUCAACCUCAAAAGUCAUAUAGAACUAAAUAUGGUAGAACGCAGUCAAGUAGAACAGUUUAAACAAGAGACCGAAGAAAGAGCAAGACAGGAUGUAGUAGAAAAAUUCAAAGAAGUCAAUCUGUUUUUACAGGUAAAAGCAGCAUCUCAAGAACAGUUAAGAGAGAAUACUAAUACUUCUUUGAAAAGUCAAAUGGAACUCAGAAUUAAGGAGCUGGAAUCUGAACUUUCUCAAAUGAAAACUUCUCAGGAAGAGUGUAAUAAAAGAGAAUUGGAAAAAUAUAAGCAACUCUUCCUAGAAGAAAUGACAGUUAGAAAAUCCUUGCAAAAUAAGCUAAUAAAAAAUAAUGAGAGGCUUGCCCAGAUCAUCAGCACUAAACUCCUGGUGGAGAAACAGCAAAGCAGAUCUGUGAUGAGUACCCUGACUGGCAGGCCAGUUCUGGAGCCUCCUUCUAUGGGAAAUCUCACUCCUAGUGCAAGGCUGCCCAGAAAUCUGGCUCCAAGAGAAAGCAUCCUGUUUCCUUCUGCCAAGCCUCGACCUCCAGAUUGCAGCACGGAGACCUUCUUAUUCCAGAUGCAGCAACAAUUGGAUAAAAGUAUCAAAAGAGAAAUAGAAGAAGCUGCUGCUGACUUAGAAUCUGGAUCCUAUAGAUCUCUUCCAAGAUCUAUUGAAGCAUCGAAUCUAACCCAGGAUCUACUUUUGAAAACGUCAAGAGAAUAUGUCGAGAUUCUGAAAAAGCAAUAUCUUAUCUAA